UCCAGCCAGGCGCGCAGUCUUUUGCCUAGAGCUCCUGGGCACCAGCAGCCCGCUAACAGAGGGACCGAAGAGGGAUCAGCCAGCCCGAUUCUUUUUCUCUCUCUCUCUUCGAGGAGAAAAAGAAGUAAUCAUGAACUCUGUCGAUUUCGGGGUGGCUGCCUUGCAAAAGGGCUUUGCAGAAGCUUCGGGGCAAUGGAUGGAGAGGGAACCAAGCAGCCAACAUGUCUUAAAGCAAGACUUGUCGAGCGCGGGGUUCCCUCCUUGGGGCGUCCAGGUUCCCUUGGGGCACCUGCUGCUAUUACUGUCUGCACCAUCAAAAGCUGGGAAUUGGGGUGGGGGGACCUUAACUUCCAGCCACGUCUGCGGCGAGUCCACCCCGAUUUCGUCUCUCUUUUGCCUUCCGGACUGAACCCCUCUCUUUCAAACUUGCCCCAGAGGGCGAAACAACCGAGAUCAAGCUCGCUGCGCAGUUUUGGAUGGAACAAACUCAGAAAGUACUUUUGGGGCACAGAAAUGCCUGAUGCAGCGCACUCUGCAGCAGUUAACUGGUUUGACAGAUGAAAAAGUGAAGGCCUAUCUUUCUCUCCAUCCCCAGGUACUGGAUGAAUUUGUGUCAGAAAGUGUAAGUGCUGAAACAGUGGAAAAAUGGCUGAGAAGGAAACACAACACAGAGGAAGAUGUUUCGACUCCUAAGCAUAUCAGCAGGUACCAGAAUCCUGAUAUCCAAGCAGUGGUAUAUGACCUGAACGGAUUUAUAGAGCAGCGGAUGGAUAUAGGAGGGCACAAUCAACUGCUCUUAUAUGAAUUGAGUAGCAUCAUUCGAAUGGCUACAAAUGCUGAUGGAUUUGCACUGUAUUUCCUGGGUGAAUGCAAUAAUAGCCUCUGUGUGUUCACGCCACCAGGAGUGAAGGAUGGACAACCACAUCUUGUUCCUGUGGGACCCAUUAUGCUUGGCACCACAGUAUCUGCAUAUGUAGCCAAAUCUAGAAAAACGUUAUUAGUAGAAGAUAUUUUGGGGGAUGAGCGGUUUCCCAAAGGUACUGGACUGGAAUCAGGAACUCGCAUCAAGUCUGUGCUUUGUUUGCCAAUAGUUACUACACUUGGUGACUUGAUUGGUAUCUUGGAGCUUUAUCGACACUGGGGCAAUGACACCUUCCUCCUCAGCCAUCAGGAGGUUGCAACAGCGAAUCUUGCAUGGGCUUCUGUAGCAAUACAUCAAGUAGAGUAUUUCAAAUGUUCUGGUCAGGUAUCGAAGGGCCUCGCUAAGCAGACUGAACUGAAUGACUUCCUGCUUGACGUUUCAAAAACCUAUUUUGAUAACAUUGUGGCAAUAGAUGCUCUACUUGAAAAUAUCAUGAUAUAUGCAAAAAAUUUGGUGAAUGCAGAUCGCUGUGCACUUUUCCAGGUAGAUCACAAGAACAAUGAAUUAUAUUCAGAUUUAUUUGAUAUUGGGGAGGAACAUGAUGGAAAACCUGUCUUCAAGAAGACCAAAGAAAUAAGAUUUUCUAUUGAAAAAGGAAUAGCUGGUCAGGUAGCAAGAACAGGUGAAAUUCUCAACAUUCCUGAUGCCUAUGCAGAUCCACGUUUUAACAGGGAGGUAGAUCUCUACACAGGCUACACCACCAGGAAUAUUUUAUGCAUGCCUAUUGUGAGCCGAGGAAGUGUAAUAGGCGUUGUGCAGAUGGUGAACAAACUAAGUGGAUGUGCCUUCUCUAAAACUGAUGAGAACAACUUUAAAAUGUUUGCAGUCUUUUGUGCUUUAGCCUUACACUGUGCUAAUAUGUACCACAAAGUUCGCCAUUCAGAGUGUAUCUACCGUGUUACUAUGGAGAAGCUUUCCUAUCACAGUGUUUGUACAGCGGAAGAAUGGAAAAACCUCAUGGACUGCAGACUCCCACCACAACUCUGCAAAGAAGUAGAACUAUUCCACUUUGAUAUCACUCCUUAUGAAGAUUUCUGGGCAUCCAUCUUUAUCUAUAUGAUCCAUCAGUCUUGUGGGUCAGGCUGGCACAGAAAUGCAGUCAGAAAGGAAGACAGGUUGAAAAAAGAAGAUUCCAGUGUUUUGCUGUCAGCCUUGAGCCUUUAUGUGGAAUCUGAUGUUUUGGAGGAAGGUUUUGAACUAGAAAAACUAUGUCGAUUCACACUGUCUGUAAAGAAGAAUUACCGCCGUGUGCCCUAUCACAACUGGAAGCAUGCAGUUACAGUUGCGCAUUGCAUGUAUGCUGUUCUUAAGAAUAACUACAGGCUUUUCACAGAUGUAGAAAGAAGAGGACUUAUGGUUGCAUGUUUAUGUCAUGACCUGGAUCACAGGGGUUAUAGCAACAGCUACCUUCAGAAGUUUGAUCACCCAUUGGCAGCUCUUUAUUCUACUUCAACAAUGGAGCAGCACCAUUUUUCACAGACAGUAUCAAUAUUGCAGCUGGAAGGCCACAAUAUCUUCUCUAACUUGAGCUCUAGUGAGUAUGAGCAGGUGCUGGAAAUAAUCCGCAAAGCCAUCAUUGCUACAGACCUUGCUCUGUACUUUGGAAACAGGAAACAUUUGGAAGAGUUGCACCAGUCAAGAUCACUAAAUCUUAAAAAUCAAGCACAUAGGGAUCGUGUGAUUGGGCUGAUGAUGACAGCUUGUGACUUAUGUUCUGUGACAAAAUUGUGGCAUGUUACCAGAACGACAGCCAGCGAUAUAUAUGCAGAAUUUUGGGCAGAGGGUGAUGAAAUGAAGAAGUUAGGUAUUCAACCUAUUCCUAUGAUGGACAGAGACAAGAAAGAUGAAAUUCCUCAGGGCCAAAUUGGGUUCUUCAAUGCUGUAGCCUUGCCCUGCUAUAACACCCUCUCACAGAUCCUCCCUUCCACUCUGCCACUACUUCGAGCUUGCAAGGAAAAUCUUAAACAAUGGGAAAAAGUGAUACGAGGAGAAGAAGCAUAUGGAUGGAUACCAGCACAGACAAAUAGCCCUUCGACAGAUGUGCUACCUGUGGAAAUUACAGACUGAUUCACAUUUUAAAAUCUCUUUGAGACUCCCACCACCUUUUAAGGCUUUUAAAAGGAUAAAUACUGCAAAUUCUAACUGGGAAGACUUGUGCACCUUUCUUUUCUUUGCUGAUCCAGUGUGUACAGAGAGACUGACGGACAACUCAACUAUUGCAGAAUCAGCUAUCAAAGCAAAUGCUUGGCUUGUAAAUAUAAGACUGCCUUUUUCUCAUGGGCUACUUUGCUGAGGCCUUAAUUUAAAAUUGUUGGGCAAGGAAGGCAAAUCUUGGGUGUUGCUUUUGCAUUUUGUCUUUGUAGCAGAGAUUUUCAGUGGUACUUACAACAUUAUACUGUGGCUGGCUUUAAUGCCAGUUUCACUUGGGGAGUUCUUGGCUAUACAUAGGACAUUUCCACAUUGUUAUUGUAAAUGUUUAUGUUUGAUCUCUGUGCAAUCAGCUCAGACGCUACCAGAAAAUAUCUGGGACUAAAACUAUUUUUGAGUUUACAGUACUUGAAUUAAUCUUGCUGCAAAUGUGUGGGGGGGAGGAGGAAUUUAACAUCCAGAUAGAAGACUCCAGAAAUUAUUCUGUUUACAUCACUGCUCUACUGCAAACAUGUUAAACAUUUGAAAGGUAUAACCAGUGCUAUUUUUCUAGAAAAAGAGGUGCCAGAGCUUACCAUGGACACCUCCCAUGUUCUCUUAUGAUGGCAGUGGUGCCCACUUGAGAGGUGCUGGAACUGGGUUCCUGUGCAUUCCCUGAAAAAAAGCCCUGGGUAUGACCUAUGGUUCUUCAAAGUGAUUUCAUCAGCUACAAUAUGUGCCCAUUUUUACACUGGAAAUAAUAGAAUAUGUGCCUCUGAUAAGUAGAGAUGUAGUUGUCCUGUAAGGUACCAAGAGGCCUUCCUGUCAACGUUAGUAAGAGUAAUGGGCUUAAAUUUCAAAUUUGGCAACAGAAAUCUGCCAGGUAUUUAAAUUUAUAUUUUAGCAAGUAUU
Messenger RNA from Podarcis raffonei (Aeolian wall lizard), 3961 nucleotides. It is a transcript of the gene PDE10A, whose product is annotated as phosphodiesterase 10A. Gene Ontology annotation, biological process: negative regulation of receptor guanylyl cyclase signaling pathway; signal transduction. Lineage: Eukaryota; Metazoa; Chordata; Lepidosauria; Squamata; Lacertidae. Gene Ontology annotation, molecular function: protein binding; 3',5'-cGMP-stimulated cyclic-nucleotide phosphodiesterase activity. The coding region runs from base 521 to 2989 and encodes 822 amino acids. The transcript is spliced from 24 exons. The record is from RefSeq and is a predicted model, not a curated record.